This is a messenger RNA of Oxyura jamaicensis (ruddy duck), 2409 nucleotides long. It is a transcript of the gene SOX30, whose product is annotated as SRY-box transcription factor 30. Bases 107 to 1399 code for a protein of 430 amino acids. Gene Ontology annotation, cellular component: nucleus. NCBI's taxonomy places the organism in Eukaryota, Metazoa, Chordata, Aves, Anseriformes, Anatidae. The transcript is spliced from 5 exons. Gene Ontology annotation, biological process: regulation of transcription by RNA polymerase II. The record is from RefSeq and is a predicted model, not a curated record. Gene Ontology annotation, molecular function: sequence-specific double-stranded DNA binding; DNA-binding transcription factor activity, RNA polymerase II-specific.
AAAACGUGAAAAAAUGGAAAAAUGGUGCAAAAAGUAAAGUUAGAGUGGAAAAAGAUAGAGAGCCACCUCUCUGAAUGUAUUGUCACUUGUAAAACUAAUUCAGGGAAUGCCAGAUGCUCCAUUUAGCAAGGACAAAAGUGGCCACAUAAAGCGUCCAAUGAAUGCAUUUAUGGUCUGGGCUAGGAUUCAUCGGCCUGCUCUAGCCAAAGCCAACCCGACUGCCAAUAAUGCAGAGAUCAGUGUUCAGCUCGGGUUGGAGUGGAGCAAACUAAGUGAAGAGCAGAAGCAGCCCUAUUAUGAUGAAGCUCGGAAAAUAAAACAAAGGCACAGAGAGGAAUUUCCUGGUUGGGUUUAUCAGCCACGACCAGGCAAAAAGAAGCGUUUUCCACUGAAUGUCUCUGGUGUACUUUCUGGCACCACUCAGAGCAUCAUCACUACAAAUCCAGCUGCAGUUCUUCCCUUCCAAUCACCUGGAUACUCUGUUGUCAUCCCCCCUGUUCAGAACAGUAUUGGACAUCCAGUCUGUGAAAAUCUUUCUGCCAUCCGUCUGCCAUCUUCUUCUGUUCAACGUCCAGGUCCAAUUACUCUUUUCCAGUCUACUUUUGCGAGCACCACAUCAUUGGCAGUUCCAGCUCCAACCCUGCCCCUGCCCCUGCACCCUGCAAUUGCAUCACAGCACUUCUCUGAAUCUGUUCAGACAGAAGCCCAUGAUGUAUCAUCUGGAUCCAACUGCUCUCUGAAGAGACUUACACCAGUUUUUAUUGAGAGCUCCAGUAGAAACCCAAGUAACACAGUCACUGCUAGUGGAAGAUUUUCCGUUUCUACCUUUGAGCUCCCAAAGGAGUACUCAAUGUUUUCUGCUUGUCCUAGGGGAGUACCUCUUUCCCAAGCUACUCCUCUUCCUCACUCAUGUCUCUAUGAGAGUCCUCCCCUUGGGCAGCCAGUUAAUCUGUUUGGAUCACCUCCUCGAUUUUCAUUUCAUCACCCUUACUUUGUACCUGGACCUUACUAUUUCCCCUCAAGCACGUGCCCAUUCAGCCGGCCUCCAUUUGGCUGCGGGAAUUUCUCCAGCUCAGUGCCAGAAUGUCUUGGCUUUUAUGAAAACAGGUACCAGAAGCAGGAGAUGAAGUUUUCAGUUCUGGACAGAGACUAUCCUUUCAGGGAAUACCCAGAGGAAAUCGUACAUGAGGACUCACGCAACUGUGAGAGCCUUGAGGAAGUGACCUGUCACAGCAGCCGCAGUGAGGAGGAGUGUGUAAGCCCCAUACCACAGUCAGACGUUGGAGCAAUUGAUAAUGUUUUGUCAGCCACCCCACCUACUCCUUCCAGCACCCAGUUAAUCAAUGUGACUGAUAGUGAGGAGGAGGAAGAAGAAGAAAAGGUGUUGCGAGAUCUGUAAUUUUUAAAACAAAUGAUAAGCCAAGGAAAUACAGAAUUGGAAAUAAACCUUUUCCUCAGUACCAUCUUCAGAGUGUGUUCAAUGGGAAACCUAUGUAGCUUGAGCAACCUGUGCAUGCCAUUUUGAGGACUCUGACGAUCUGUUUGUAUUUUGAGAGGUCACAUAAAGAACUGGGGAUGUCUAAAAGCCUCUGAAUUUCACCUGGUUCAUCAGGGCAUUGUUUGGACUCUAGCUCAGGAAAUUGCUUACACAGGAACUUAGCUCUAAGCAUGUGAUAAUGUACUUUCUGAGGAGAGAUAUGUUUAAGCACAUCCUUUUAAUGCUCCUCUGAAUCAGGAUACUGCCUUUUAUUGUUCACAGACAUUGUAAUGGUAUUUGCUGUAAUUUUGUAGGUAUUACUUUUAGGAGUUUUAGCAAGAGAAAUAAUUCUGUUUUAUUACUGUAAUGUAAUUCUUACUACAGUAAAAUACUGUGAGGCCUGGAAAGCGAAGUCAAGAAUGAUUCUGCAACACUGUAUAUUUUUGCUUUGAUAAGACAGUUCUAAGUUUAAUUUGGUUAAUUUUUAACUUUACUCUGCAUUUGUGGUAUGAAUGUUAUAUAAUGCACUGAAAAUUUAGAUUGCUUUUGGUAAUAACUUAGUCUGCAGCCAGUUCCAUUAAUGAAAAUGGAUUGUCCAGAAGGUAUGGGGAGGUAUGGUAGCACCCGGAGAGUGGAAAGUGGAUGGGAUCUAGCCCUGUGACUUACACUAGUGGAUUGUGACUUGAUCCCUGAAUGUAGUUAUUACUGUAAAGAAUUCUCCAUAGAAUACCAAAUUCUCUGAAGAAUAUCAAAGGCUUAUAAUAGAGGUAUAUGUACUGUACUCAAAGAGUAAAGAAAUUCAAAAGUUUUUGACCCAAAUAUGUAAUUAAUAUUACUAACAUUUAUUUUCUGUUUUAUGAUAGGUAUGGCCAUUUCUUUCUGGGAAUCCUGUUAUUUUACUAUUGUUUUUUUGAAUAAACUCACCUGAACAA